Xyrichtys novacula (pearly razorfish) is the source of this 11460-nucleotide messenger RNA. NCBI's taxonomy places the organism in Eukaryota, Metazoa, Chordata, Actinopteri, Labriformes, Labridae. The record is from the annotation of a GenBank genome assembly.
ACAAAUAUAGCUCUGCAGACGUGUCAGUGUGGGGCUGGUCCGCGUGGCCCUUCCCUUUCUGUAUAUAUAUGUGGGCAUGAAUGCUUUUUCAGGCCUAGGUUCACACAUGAAGUUGUAUUCUUAAAAAACCAGGGGAGGGAUCCACGUCCAUCACCUGCCAUUUCCACCUGCGGACGUCAAUCAGCUUGGAUGCGCGUCGCUUUCCCCUGACACGACAAUUCCAUCUGAUUGGCUCAGCCGGAGUUUAGGGGCGGGAGCUCCAUCGCCUCUCCUAAAAUUUCAUUGGACGAAAAGCGUCUCCCUUAACGUGACGCAGCCAGGAAUUCCCAAAGUUCCCAAGUUCACGGGAAGAGAAGAGCGUUGUAUAUCUUAACAAACAAAGCGUUUUGAACGGAAAAACAACGACAGGCUUAAGUAUUAACAGGUGGGGAAGUUAAACUUUCGUCUUCGUGUUUAAUUCGGAUAAGCAGAGCAGGUGUUUGGAGCUGUUGCUAACAGCUGGGCCCGAGUGAGAACGCGGAAGAGUGGGAGUGGGAAUAUCAGGCUGCCGUCCUUUGUUUACCAUCAUGUGUGAACCUUGAAAUCGGUUGCUACAACAAACGCAGCUCUUUCAGCUUUGUGCCUUUCAUUAGCAGAAACUAACAGAGGUUUGGCGUGAUUUGCGCCGUGGUCAAGUGAGUAAUAAUGUCUUUGUUGCUUGUAUGUGCAUCAGUGACUGCUCACUGUGUCUGGGGUUUGACCAUCUUUGGUCAUUUACAGGAGCACAGAUUGAGUGGAUGGAUGGAUGUGAAUGAAUGCUUGGCUGGAAAUAACACUUAUGAUGAAGAUAGGUGUAUCUAAUGAGUGAAGCCUUUGUUUCAGUGCGUAGCAGUAUAUUAUGGAUGGAUGCCACCACACCGUUACAUAACUUGCAUCAACCACAAUCUGCUCUUUAUCCCUUGCGUGUGGUGCAUUAGGUCUAAAAGUGUAACGUUAUUGCAUAAUUUUUUUCUCUUUGGCAACAGAUUACAUAAUUAUCAUCAAUAUAUUGAAGGUAGUGUGGGAUAGAUUGUGAUUUUGUGUGAUUUCUAGUACAUAAUGUAGGCUAAUACGAAUAUUAUAAUCCACACUAAUGAUGAAGUGAAAGCAGAAUCAUUCACAAUUGUAUAAAUGAUCAUGUGUAUGCUGAAAACAUUCAUAUUGAAUGAAGAAAUGCUGUUUUUCUGUCGUCGUCUGCAGAAUAUUGUUCGACUGAACCUGCACCGUGCUGUGCCGAGUGGAGCCUGCAGAGGGCGAUGUCUGACAACAGCCACAGCACCGGCAGCAGCGGCUCCUCCACCAACAGCUGGACCCUUCUGUCCCCCGAGGUAAGACAGCCAGCCAGCCAGCUCAGGAAACUCUGCUCAAAGCGUUUGAAGGAGGCCCAUGAAUACAAGUUUGAGAUGUUGCGUGUCUGUGCUUGUAUCCCCAAUCUUCCCACAGUGACAAAAAUUGUGGCAAAUGUUUGCAAAGAACCAAAUCCAUUUGUUAGAUAGUGGCCUGAAUGUGAAGAGCAGAGUAUAAAAGGCAUUUGUUUGAGCUUUUUCAGCACUAUUUGGUUUGAUUUAUGUUGAACUCUGUGUGCAAAUAUUUUUGCAAAACUUCACAGGAUGUCAAGGGCAAAAAGCUAACUAAAUGGAAUGCAGCAGCCCUGCAAAGAACUCCUCCCUUAAGAGAGUUUAGGAUGUUGAGUUUAUGUUGAAACUGUUCCAGAGUGCUGCUGAUUCAUCUAUAAGGUCCAUCUGCAGUCUGUGGUGAUACUGAAUGUUAUUGCAUUAAAUUGAAUUAUUACCCAGUUUAUAUAAUAAGAGCAGACUUAUAUGUCAUUGGUUAUAUAUCACAAAAUUCCUUAAGGAAGGAAAAGUUCAGUCAACAUGUGCAAAAGCUACAGACUGUAUGUCUCAAUCAUGGCAGAAAUCUGUCCCACUCUUAAUGAAGACAUCAAGUGUCCGAUCACAGUGAUAGAUCAUAAACAAGACAUAAUGAUCCGUUUGCACAGCCAAGUCUUGUCUGCAUGUGUGGGCAUGCCUGAAUUGAGUGUGCUGUAAAUGUCAAGGUCGGAGUUACAAAUCAAACGGGGUAAUUGAAGGUGGUGAAGCCUGAUCCUGGGGGAUCUUCUCACUCCACAGGAAGCUGCUGUUGAGAAUGUCGGGCCUGUCGAUGACGGUACAGAGAGCUUGGGUGACGUGCCGAGUCUCUCGGAGGAUGUGACAGGUACUGACAAGUUAAUUCAGGGAACAAAAGUUGAAGUUUGAGGAGAUGUUUGUGAACUCUUCCCCUGAUUUUACAUGUUUGUUUUGGCAUGGUGGUGAUUUCAUUUCAGGAGCUGCUGUGGAGUUUAAACCAAGUGAUGUUUCAGUGGAAACUGUCCUGUCUGAAGAAGGCCAUCAGGUGGGUGUAUGUACAGUUAUGUAAUUAUCUAAUUUUGAAAGGGGAAAAGCUUCGUACAGUAUGUUAAAGUUUUUGUGACCAGCCCUUUUAAAAUAUGUAUGGUAUUGAUAUUGAAUUUCAAUUCAAAUUCACAGCCUCUUCUGAUGCCCUACCUCAGCGAUAGGGUAGGAUAAAACACAGAUUUUUAAUAUAAUAAACUGCUUUCCUUUAAGGCUGCUCUAUUAAUCUUGAUACUUAACAUCAUUAAAACUGGAAAACAAACAAAAAAAACUCUUUUUUUGUCAAUUUUAAUGCAUAUAGCAGUAGUUUUCUACUCUUGAAAACACUUGUAUCUGGUGGGAGUCACAUGACACGCAGUAUAUUCUUGAAAAAGCUCCUAUUUUGAGAUAAAACAAGUGAACUAUUUGGUGGUCGUGCAUUAAGAUUGAUAUUGCUGCAGUUUAAAGAACAAGCAUUUAUUCCUUUUGUCUUCAGGUGUGCCAGGAGACCUCUCCAGGGUCAGGUGAGGGUCCAAUCCCUUCCAGUCCAUCACGAUUGAGUCCUCUUCCUUCAAACCCUCCUGACGCCGCAGACGCCGACCUAGAGAGCCAGCCUCCAGUCAUCCAUGACAUUGUAGCCAGCUCACCCGGUGACAAUGAGCCCCUCGGAGCCACACCCUUUGUUACUGCCAUUGAUCUGGGUGCACCCCUCGAUAUUCCUGCUCCUGAACUUCUACCAGAGGACCCUGAGGAGUCCUGCUCUGCUCCCCCAUCAACCGAGAUCCUUGUCUCUGCAGAAAAAGUGCUUGACACGGUCACUGAUGUCGCACCGAGCCAUGUGAGCCCCAUCGAGGAGAGUCCUGCCUUCACUGCUGAACCUGAGGUCAGCAUCCCAGCAGAGACCCUUUCUGCAUCUGAUGCCCCCUCCAUUGUCGAGGCUGAUAUCAGUGCCGUUCCAGAGAGCACAGAGCCACCAAGCCAGGUCCAAGAGAGCCUGGUUCCAGAGAGUCCCAUCACUGAGAGCCCUGCACCAGAGACUGUAGGGGCAAUGGAGGCUGAGAUGGAGAAGGCGGAGGAGGAGGGGGAAGAGGUGGUCAAGGAGGAAGAGGAGAUUGAGCCAUCUGAGACCAUGAUCCAGGAGGAGAGAGAGGAAGAAGGUAUGGUAUCUGUCUGCAGUCGCUGUUUGGAGGGGUGUGGGUUAUAGACAGGUAUCUGAAGGAGGUCUGUCAAAUUUCGCUGAUACUAUGGAUCCAAAAAUGGGGGUUGUGGUUUUCUUUAUUUGGCGUUAUUUUUGCAGUUUUCCAACAAAACUUUGGACUGUCUGAACCCUGUAAACCAAACUGCCUCAGAUGUAACUAAAAGAGACAGAAAAAUGCAGUUUGUUUGAGCUGCUUAAACUUAUUCCAAAACUGAGACGUGUGGUAGUGAAUUGAGGAGGACAUUUCAAUGUUUAAAGAAGCAUUGAGCCAAAACAGUAAGUGAAAAUGGCUUUAGAAGGUGAAAUUCUUCAUCAGACUGACUGCUCUUUGAAUCACACGUAUAUUCUUCUCAAAAUAAUACAUUGUCUUUGCCUUCGCUAGGCUGCCUUCAGAGAUAGUGUAGUUUCUUCUGCUGGACUGCAAAGGCUAUUUGGCAGCUUCUGCUGCAGCUGCGUUCAUGUGUGGUCAUGUAUCAGACAAGCAAGUUACAACACAAAAAAAGAAUAAAUUCAACAGGAAGUUCAACAAAAGAUGUGAAAGAGUAAGUAAACCAUCAACGAAAUUCAAAUUUAAUGAAAGAAAAUAAGCAAAUCUCUUAACACCUGAUUUUCCAUUUGGGAAAACCAUUCUACUUGGUAUUUAUAUGGACGGGGUGCCUCCAUCUCCCCUCACUGUGAGAAGUGAUGCCAAAAUACCAAUCUGAUGGGCGCUGACAUGUUGCCCUGUUGAUAUAAUUCAAAGCCAAGGUGUGCACAGAAGCUCUCUGAGCAGUUCCCAGUUAUGCCGACUCCAAUGCCUCCUGACAUUAAUAAACAUCAUGUUUCUUCUCUGCUAAGGCUGGCUGCACACUAGACAACUUUGGAUCUUACUUGAUUUUAAAAAACAUGCGAGACCACACACAUUGGGACUGUUCCCAACUCUACAUCCUCUGAGCACACACUCUAAAUGAUACCAUAGGACCACUAGGCCACACACUUAAUGCUUGUGGUAACAAUUUCACUGUAGGGAUUCCACUGACAUGAAAUCUCACAGAAAGUCAGGUUAUCAAAUAUGGCUUUAGGAGGCAAACAAACAUGGCGUUUCUAGUGAAAAACAAAAACUGAGAGGGAGGGUAAGUGUCGUAGAUAAAUUCACAAGUUUGUGUUCAGUAUUUGCAAGUAAACGUCAAUUGCUUUAAGAGUUUUUAUAUUUUAAAACAGAUUACUAUAUAGAGCAUUAAAUGUAUCAUCAAGACUUUAUUUUCUGAACACUGAAUGAUAAACAUUUUGCACGCUCUCAAAAACUCAUUUCAUUUUACUCUAUUUCAUACAUAACAGGGAAAAUCUGAAGUUCUUAAGGUCAGAGAUACAGUGUACUGUAACAUCUCAUAGUAAGAAAUAAGGAUUUUAUUGUGCACUUAAAUCAGCUUUUCUACCAAGAUACCAACCUUUCUACCUUAAAUAAAAUGCAAAAUACUACAAAAAAUGAAUACAGAGCAUGACCAGACAUGCUUUUAUUUUGAAAUUCAAACAGCUUAUAGGGGUGGCUUUAGGGCACCAGGUGGGAGCGAUGAGAUGAAAAGCACCAGGCUGCAGUCAUACAGUCUUGUCUAAAUCGGGCCUAUAAUUGUCUAUUAAGGAACACUGCAGCAGCCGCAUUUGUCAACAGAGCUGUCGAUCAACCUCAUUUUAACGUCAAAUAACUCAUAAAAAAACUAAACUAGAAGAACUAACUUCUAUGACAGAAGGCAUCUGUUAUUGCUGAGUAUUUUAAUUUUCCAGUUUGACCCAUUUGAUAACUGAGGAAAGGCUUUUAAGACCUAAACUGCUGCUAAUCUGGGGGAAGUAUUAGCCUCACCCAGGGCAGCUGUUGUGCGGGCCAUAACUUUAUACAGUCCACCUGAUAUGGAGCUCUUCUCUGGAGUAGUGUGAUUGUACAUUUUAAUGCUGCAUGUUUGCACAAUAUCCCCUCAGAUAACAGGACACAGUAAUAAAGUGACUUUAUUGUAUUAGAUCAACACGCUGUAUUACCAGACUUGUAUUUAACAGAAAAACAACAAACAAGGGUGUAACAAAACAAGGAGCACAGGCUUAGCAGUGAGAACGCACGCCCCAUGUAAGAGGACUAUUGUAUUUGUUGCAGUGGUGGCAGGUUCAACUCGACAUUUGCUGCCCUUUGCAGUCCACAUUUCCAGUUUUUCUUCGGCUGUCCUAUCUAAUAAGACUGGAAAGGAGCUAAGAAAAUAAUAUACUGUUGAAAGAAACAAGAUAACGCAACACAAUCAGACACUAUAGACAAGAAAUAUUCAAGUAAUACUCGUGCGACAGGAGCUGGAUAUCAGGAAAUAAAGCAGAAUUCAUUUACCACUGCUGUUACAGUGCUUAAGUAAAGUAUGUCUUCUGAAACCGAAGUAUAAUUUGAUCAUAUUACCAUAAAGCAAUAACUACACAGUGAGAGUUGGGCUUUUCUGCCCCCCCUGCAGGGUCUGAGGUUGGAAACACAGUCUUAAACAUGGAUCAUGGUUUUGUUAUUCUCACCCGUCAAUGGAGGCAGAAAUGAGAGUCCUGUCUGCAAAAGAAUCGGUGAGCACGUUUCUUAUCUGUGUCACACUGGCAGCUGGAACGUGAUUUAUCCUUCUGACAGAGGGGCGAUCACCCUGCAGAGAAAAUGAGGAAACCUUCAUGCAUGAAAUGACUGUUGUUGUAAUUUAGUUUAGGAAAUGUCAUCCUCUCUGUUCGCCUUUCUUCCUCCACAUACUGUUUACACACUGUUGUGUUUUGCUACUCAUGUGUUCACUUAGAUUUUGGUAUUUUGUGCGAGGCAGACUGCCAGCACGUAAUUAUGGUUUUGGAAAUAAUAUCUCGUUCUGACACUUUUGUUGCCAGAGAUGUCUGGAUGAUUUACUGGAGAUGGUCUGGGAUGCAUUAAAUACAUGUGUUUCGAGUUAAGACUCGGUGUCAUUGUCAACAUGAUAGAAUGAGACAGACCUCUGCUUUGGUGCCAUCACUUUUUUUCAUCUACAUGUUUCCUCUCUCUCUCAGAGCCUUCCAGGAGUUUCGAUUCAGGCGACACAAGCGGCUUCGACGAAGGGCUGAGGAGGAGGAACGUUCCCUCCUUCGAGGCUCAGAGACCAAGAACAUCAGAUGAGGAGGAGGAGGAAGAGGAGGUGGAGUUUAAGCUGGCCGAGAGGAAGGAGGAGAAGCCGUUUUUCUCUUUGAACAAAUGCAUUGUGGGGGCUCUGAUCCUCCUCUUCUUAGGCUCCCUCUUUCUCUCAGGUUAGUCCCUCCCUAAUGCUUAAAGAAAAUUCCUAUCCUCUCUGACAAAGUUUGGUGACACCUGUUGCUUCAGAGCUUUUAGAGUUAAUUGUAAAUAUUGUCAAAAACUCAAACUUACAUCAUCAGACACCCACUUCUUUCACCAUGCUGUGUUUUCAAAUUAUGUAAGCACAUUUAUUUGCAGUUGUCAGCACUGGACACGUCUGUUUAUAGAUCUUGCCGACUAAGCUCUACUAUGUCAACAGGUUUCCUCUCUGACCUGGAUGAUGGUAGGUCCAGCACUGUAGAUAAGGCGGCAAUGUUAGCUUCCCCGCUAGCCGGCUAACGCUCAGUACCUUGCCCAAGCGCUUAUCAGGCCUGACAUUUCAUGCAGUGGCAGCAGAAAAUUGCAAAUAACACGCCUUCAGAGUCACACAGUAACACUCUUUAUCACUGUGCGGAAGCUCUCAUUGGACGUAGAAGGAGCUUGAGUUUAAGGGGAAAUGAUCUGUUGCUGGUUGUUUGCUUGGUUAGACAAAUACUUCACACUUUUUUGUCAUGGAAUUUAAAAAAUUUUGCCUAAAAAAAUAUUUGUGCACAAGCAGCGCCUGAGCUUAUAGAUGGCACUUCACAAUAAGAGCUUCCUGUCCUUUUAAAGUCAGCAUGUGUCUCAAAAAUGAGUCUUUUGUACGACUUGUAAGGCUGAAGGACGUGUUGUUUCUGUCUCUGACAGGUGAAUUUGAUGGGUCUGAUGAACAAAGCCAGGUCUGUUCCUCUUCUUUCUUUUUUUCCCCCAGAGUUAUGUCUCGUUGAAUAUAUGUUUAAGGAGAAGAACUUAAAGAAAAGUUCAGUGUCUAAACAUAAAAGACGAAUGCUAAUGAUAGGAUUACGUACAAAUAUGUGUUCUAUUCAUUUGCCAACGAUUUUCCAUCCAGGACUGGCUUAGCGGUGAUCCACAGGAUAUGAAAGAGCUAUUGGAUAAGCUGACACAGGAAAACCAACAAAUCGCGCAGCUAGAGGCUCAACUACAGGUCAGUACAGCACUUAUAUCAAUGCUAAUGAGGCCGCUUUACCCUGCCUUCAUGUUUUAAUGCACUGCAAGAAAAAUAAAACAUGUUCUCAAUAAAUAAAUCAAGUUUUGAAGACCCUGCCUUUGAUUUCUGCAUUUGUCUGAAUAAGAUAAGACAAGAAGAACUUUAUUUAUCCCUGAGGGGGAAUUCAAUCGUAGUAAAAGUCGCUGUUUUUCUGAACCCGUCCAGUCUCAGAAAGAAGAACUGGACUCGGCUCUGAAGGCAGUGGCAGAAAGCGGGGAUGAAAAGGGUAAAGCGGGUUUGGAAAAGGAGAAUUUACGGCUGAAGGAGGAGCUUUCGUCUCUGCCUGAUCUGAAGAAAGAGCUGGAGAGUCUGAGAGCCAGAGUGACCGAGCUGAAUCAGCUCACAGGUAGGAGGAGGAAGGCGUGAAGGAAUCUGAUUUCAGGAGAUGCUCAUUUAGAAAGUCUUACUUGAAAGGUACCUAAAUAAAUCUUGUGCUUUCUUUUCAGCUCAUCAAGGAGUGCCACCACCUGCUUCAAGUCCAGCCCCUCAGCCUGGCAGCAAAGAUGACCAGAGUAAACAAAGAACAAGUGGUCCAGAGAGGAGGACAGACACAACUGAUGGAGGAAGGCUGAAGGAAGAGCUCCAGCGUCAGAAAGUCCUCCUGGAAGAGAGCAGGCAGAGACUCCAAGGGAUGAAAAAGGAUGGAGGAGACAGGAAACGAGUGAGGGACAAUCUGGAGGAGAUCCAGAAGAGGCUGUCCGAACAGGUAGACAAGUGGGGAAAGAAGAAGCCGCAGGAGGCCAAAUGGAAAGGCAACAAGGGCAAAAGCAACGAGCGGGACCACUGGAAGAAAGACGAGAAGAAGGAGCGGAGAGGGGAGAAGGACUGGAAGCAUGGUAAAGAUGGAGGCCGGAGGGAGAAAGAGGAGAAGAAGGAGAAGGAGUGGAGAGGAGAGAGGGAGAAUUCUCACAAGGAGGCGUGGAGGAAGCACCAGGAUGAGUGGGAGAGAAAGAAAGGGGAGAGGAGGAUGGAUCGAGAGGAGAGGAGGAAGGAGAAACCGUGGCACAAAGAACACGAGAAGAGCUCUCAUAACCAUCAUCACCAUCAUCAGCAACAGCACCACCAUCAGCAGCCCCGCCAGCCCCAUCAGCACAACCAGAACGACUUCUGGAGGGACCAGGAGGAGAAGCUGGGACACAACAUCCGCUCCGAUCUGCGCUGCAGCUCCACUGAAGACUGCGCCGCCAAGGAGGGGCUCUACCCGGUGGAGCUGUCUGAGUUUGAGGAGCUUCUGGAGGGCUACCUGAGCAAGCUCGAGGGAUCCUCCUCCGAGAGCAAGGACAAGAUCAGGAAGCUGACCGCAAGGUUCUUUCAGGACGGCGUGUUCAUCCACAAAAGGGUCCUUUUCAGUGACUUCGCCGAGGACGUGGCAGACAUUCUGGAGGACAUGGUGGACGUUUUAGAGGACGGCAACCGUCGGGGCGAUGACUCCCUGGAGGAGGAGAUGGAGGAGUUCGAGCGGGAGGCGCUGUGGAAGUUUGCCGCCACAGCUUGAACAGACAAAAACAUUAAACAACACUGAGAUGCAGCACAAGGGGUGGUUUUUCGGACAUGUCUCGCCUACGUCCUCCUCCUCCUCCUCCUCCUCCUCCUCAGAGCUGUAGUUGUAGUAGCUUCAGGUGCAGAGUGCUUGUGCCUCUCAUAUAAUGUGUCCCUUUGAGUCUCGAAGUAUAAGCUAGACUUGUUCUCGUCAUUUUGGACUUAGUUUGUGUUACCUACCUCUCUCCCCCUCAUGCGAAGCCCCUCAGUGCUGUGUGGCGUGGAUUUCACUCUGCUGUAUAGUGUUUUCUCCAAACCUAGUGCAUGUUGCAGCUCAUAAUGUAAAUUCAUAGAAGUUAUAUUAAAAAAAAAACAAACGUCAAGGGGAUGAUUUUGCGAAUAAUUUUGUUGAGCAGCAAUGCGACGGUUAAAUAAUCCUACAGUUGAUAGUAGAUAUGCUGUCAGUCACAGAUUGACACUUUUUAUGAUACUUCUCUGCAGUUUGACUUUUCAGCAGAAACAACAUGCCUCUCCUCUGAGGAGCACGUUAUAACAAAUGCAGAGAAGUUUCCACACAUCCCCUUUGCCUCCAGUCGCUUGUAAACUGUCCAAUCCCACAGGAUGAGAUCCUGGUUCUUUUAGUGAUAGGAAUCAGAUCAGGUCGGACCAGUUUUUUUUUUUUUUUCUUUUCUCUUCUGUGUGUGUGUGUGUGUGUGUGUCUGCAGUAGACUUGAGCGAACACACACAGAGCGCUGUUAGCAAGCCCAGAGCGUUUGGUUUAGUAGAUUUGACAGACUAUUUGACUGCAUUCGUGUGGGAAAAAAACAGUAACUGGUUUGUGAAACAUCAGUGUUGCUCCAAAAAAGCAAAAAACUAAAAAAAAAAGAAAAAACUUGGACUCAAAGAUAGCCAUAGCUAAAUUUAUGACCGUUAAAACCACUGCAGCACUUUUAUCAAACCCUCACAUUCACAGCAACACAGUUUUUCCAUUCUGAGACCAUUUUCUCUCCUCUUUUGGGACCUUUCACAUAGAAUUUGGAAUCCAGAGCUUUUAGGAAGACUUAGGCAACGCAUAUUUAUACAAUAGUGUUUCGUUUAAUUCAGCCGCUGAUGAGCCCUAAGGGGGAUUAACAACCAAACAGGUUUUUCAUGCUUUUAUUUUGUUAACUCUUUGAAAUUAACUGACAUGCAAAUAAGGAGAUUUAGUAACAGAUACAGAAGUAAAUGUGAUGCAGCAGCUGACAGGACAGCUCCAUUCAGUAUUAUAGAUCUGCUUUCAGACCCAUUGAAGGUGAAUGUUUUUAUUUUUUUCCUCAUGUUUUUCAUCUUAAAGUUCUCCCUCUUUCCAUAGAUGUGAAGUAAAACGCGACAGUUUGUGAUUGUUGGUCCAUUUGUUGUCAGCAGUUUGAAGAAGUUUUGAAGUGUUUCUUGUUUUAUUUAUUCUGAUGGUACGCUGCAACUCUUAUGUCCUCAUCUAUGACGAGAAGAAGAACCACAGAGUGUGUGUGUGUGCCGGGCUGCACACUAACACACAAGCCGAAUGUGCAGAAUUUGUCAUUAACUUUGGUUUUCAGGAGUUUAGUUUGCCAGCUACUGCUUAUGUGCCUUUAUGAUUAUCAAAAACGAUGUUAGGAGUCUUAGAUUUCAUUUGCUUCUACGCGAUCAAGAAGUUAGUUUACAUUUUCUUUUGGAAUUUGCCUGCUACUUAGAGCAGAGAGUGAAUGUUAAGGGUUAACUCAUGAUGUGAUGAGUAGAUUUUUGCUGUUUGUACAGAGGAUAUUUUUUGGAAAACUUAUAGACCAAAGGGAUCAGAGAAGAAAAUCGUAAUUUUAAUAUCACACAUGAGAGAUGAACCGAUAUUUUAAGAUUAUUUUUGUCUUUGUGGGACUACAGCAGGGCUCUGUGCUUACCGAGGAUGCAGGAACUAGCUCAGACGUGCAUGAAAUUGAUCCCUGGAGAAAUGUAUUGAUGAAUUUGGAUCAUUUUUUCAUUUUGUCAUCAUUAGUUUUGUCCUCUUUUAGGAAGUCAGUGUUAAGUUCAAUAAAUUUUUCACCAUGGACGACGAUCA